AGUGCAAAUCAAAGUAAAUUUCAAUUAUCGGAGGGCAACGAGGAAACGAUAUUAAUUGUGGGCCUCUAUGCUUAUUAGCGGUAUUCGCCUAACGUCGGCAAUUCAAAUAAGACAUUUAUUUAUGAGCCCAUUUGCCAUCACUCGCUCUUUCGUUCCCUACAUUCCCCACCCAGGGCCGGCUGUAAACAUUUUCGCCCAACUGACAGUCGACGCAUCGGUUGAAGUGUUUAUUAAAUAAGUUCGCAGCGAAUGUGCCGCAUGUUGCAGAACUGAAGUCUAGGGUAUUUCUGCCUAGCCAUGCUCGAGUGUGGCCCGUCGAACGAGUUGUCAGCCAAAGACAACGCCAGCAAAAUGUGCACCGACCUAUCAGCGGUUAUGGAUACAACUACAAAUACAACAAUAAUUACGGAGAAGAAUAGACAGCAUAGAAAGCGUCGACAGGGAACGACAUUCGAUGGGUCAGCUAACUGGAGGAACCGUUUGCUCUUGAUGGCUUCGGGAGUUUUGCUGAUGCUACUUGCGAGUUUGGAGCUCGUUGAGGGCGCGCUGCGGAACGUCAAUUUAAUCAUAGAACCACCGGCAGUCCGGCGUGGCCAGCAUGCUGUUCUGCGUUGCAUGUACGAUCUGAAGGGUGCACCACUCUACUCGGCAAAAUUUUAUCGCGGUCAAUUGGAAUUUUACCGAUAUACGCCCGGCGAGUUUCCCAACACAAAAGUGUUUCCAUUUCCGGGCAUACACGUGGAUGUAACUAGUUCUAAUGCCACCCAGGUGCUCAUACGCAACGUUGGCUUCGGCCUCUCUGGCAACUUUUCAUGCGAGGUUACCGCCGAUGCCCCUCUCUUCUCCACCGCCACCGCUGUGGGCCAAAUGCAAGUUGUGGAAUUGCCAGACAAGCGACCACAACUCUACACUGAACACACUCGCUACGAACCUGGCGAUGUCCUGCGCGCCAACUGUAGUACUCCGCCCUCGCGUCCACGUGCUGAGCUUAAGUUCACAAUCAACAAUAUGGUGGUCACCAAUGCCGAAACACAAUAUAUUCGCACAAUUGAUAAUCUGAUUGCAUCAAGGAUCUCGCUCAAGCUGCAACUGCAGGGCGUGCACUUUUCGAGCGCCAAUGCACCUGUCUACAAUGGUUACGGCUUGAACUCGGUGUACGGUGGCCACGGAGGUCCUAUGUAUGCGCCCAAUCCGGGUGGACUGGUGCUACGCUGCACUGCACAGAUCGGCGAGUUGUAUCAGGAGUACAAGGAAAUUGAAUUGGGCACGCCGCAAAAGGAUCCGGUGCCGGCUCGCGUUACGCUCUCAUCCGGCUCUAGCAUGAAAAACUUCUUCAGCACGUAUUUCUCCACAUCGGCGGCGUCGCGUCGCUUCGGCAUUGGAUACCACUUGGCGCCAGUCGCCAUGGCUGUGGCAGCAUUGCUUGUCAGCGGAGGCUCACUGCUCACCCAUAUGGGCCAGCUAAUUAUGCUAGGCGCCGAUAUCGUUGAUGUUGCUGCCUCUGCCGAUUCACUUGCAGUGGCCAGAAUAGUUUAUUCCAAUGGACAGAGAAACCGCAGCGACAGCUCCUUAAAGGCGCCAGUUGAGCCAAGACAGCAGCUUCCGAUAUCUCAGAGAUAACUAAAUUAAAUCCGCCACGGACUAGAUUGAUGGAAUGCAGCAGGCCGGGCCUACGACCGCGCCCAUUCCUUGUGUGUUACAAAUUAGUUAAUUAUUAAGUGAUUUGAACAUAUAUUUUAUACGCUAGUUAAUCGUAAAGGUGUGCAGAAUAUUUGGUUUGCCAGGUUACGGAAUUAGUUUUUGUAUUUCAAAUGAUUUUUAGUAGCAGCUCUAUAAUUUAUUCAAUACGAGUAUCUAACGAGUUAUUGUGUGUGCGUCAGCUAGCGAGCUAAAAACAAACUACAAUUAAGAGAAACAUUUAAAACUAGCAUAGUUUUAACAACAUAGCGUGAGAGCAUAAAUUAAAAAAAUAAAUGUUAAUGCAGAAAAAUGGAAAUAUAACACAGAUUAUAGAGCAGCCCACGCUCUUCAGUGUGCGUCAUAAAAUUAAAGACAAAAAACCAAAGGUACUAUAUGUGUUGCAAAACCAAAUUCAAAACAAAAGAAAAA
Molecule: messenger RNA, 2109 nt
Organism: Scaptodrosophila lebanonensis
Lineage: Eukaryota; Metazoa; Arthropoda; Insecta; Diptera; Drosophilidae
Gene: beat-IIa
Exons: 6
Coding region: 298-1620 (440 amino acids)
Source: RefSeq, a predicted model, not a curated record